AUGACACGGGGUGGGCUUCUCAUCAAAUAUCCGUAGAAUCAAUUUCCUUGAUAUUCCUUAAACCUAAAGUAUUCAAGGAGCAUCUAUCUAUGACUUAAGUUCUCCGCAAGAAGGCUCAUAUCUAGUACUUUCUCAGCUGUUAGUGCUGUUACAAUGCCAAAAGGCCUGUGCGCUACUUCACCACACAUAAAAUGCCGAAGCUCUGAUUCUUCCACAAGCACCAAAAUACACCAAAGAAGAACAAAUACCAAAUUAUCUUCCGGCUCCUCGAAUCAUCCUCGUUCUUCAACCCUCAUCAAUUACUAUCUACCUGUCCUUCAGUCUCUUCUUUUAGUCAAUCGCACACGCAUUUAUUCGACAAAUUCAUCCUCCUCAAUCAUGUCGGAAGAAUCUCACCGACCUAAGUUGACUCAAGCCGAGAUCGACUUGUUGUGGGCUAUUUUAGAGCACGUUCCGAAAGAGAAGAUCAACUCGUGUGUUGUUGGCACCUUGGGUGCUGUCGCUGCACAACUGGGAAUUCGAAAAACUGCUGCUGAGAAGCGCUGGUCCCGCCUUUCCAUUAAAGUCCGCAAGGGAAGAGAGGCUGCUGAUAAAGGAGCUGUGGCAGGAGAUUCAGAAGAGACCGAAGCCAAAGCUAGCAGUGAGGAUGAGGAGGCUGUCACGAAGAAUGUUGGUGGAAAGGAUCUUACCCAAGAUGCUGCCGAUGAAAAGGCUAUCACCACGGCAAUCGGUGUUAAACCCAAGCGUAACAACAAGGCUUCCGUCAAGGACAAGGUCUCUCAGGACAAGGUCGUCAAGAAGAAGGCUGCUGUUGCAAAAAUGAAGCGCGGCAAUAGGAGCAUCAAGGAUGAGGCUAAUGCUAAAUCUAAUGCCAAGGAAGAAUAAACCAAGGAGGGUUUUGACGAUGAUCAGGAAGCUUUCUGGCUGGUUCUCACGAAUUCACACAUAGCGGGGCGUUUGCUUUGAAGGCCGAAGCUAGGAUCUUAGCGAUAGCAAUCGUGGGAAAUAGUUCUAGAUAGGCAUCAUCUCUAAUCUCUUGAGUUUCCUCUCAUAAUCAAUACAAAUUGCGGCACUUGGUGCA
Messenger RNA from Botrytis cinerea B05.10, 1081 nucleotides. RefSeq lists its product as hypothetical. The record is from RefSeq and is a predicted model, not a curated record. The coding region runs from base 154 to 885 and encodes 243 amino acids. NCBI's taxonomy places the organism in Eukaryota, Fungi, Ascomycota, Leotiomycetes, Helotiales, Sclerotiniaceae. The transcript has a single exon.